AUGGCCAAUGAUCCAAUCCCCUUCUGCCAGCAAUACAUGAGCUGGAGUGAUGAAUCGACGAGUGAUUUCGCACUAUGGGCAGACUCUACGCAGAAAGCCCAUGAAAAAGACGUGUCAACAAGAUCGAGCCGAAUCGAUGACGAUGCGUCUAAACUACCGGAACAUCAAGCACCCGAACAUGACGAUGGUCUUAUGAAUUGGCAGGUUUAA
Molecule: messenger RNA, 210 nt
Organism: Exophiala spinifera
Lineage: Eukaryota; Fungi; Ascomycota; Eurotiomycetes; Chaetothyriales; Herpotrichiellaceae
Exons: 1
Coding region: 1-210 (69 amino acids)
Source: RefSeq, a predicted model, not a curated record